AUGCACGCCGCGCAGCUCCUGCUGCUGCUGCUGCUGCUGCCGCUGCUGCUGCUCGCGCUCCUGGCCGCCCCGGUGAUCGCGGGGCCGCAGCCCCAGCAUCAGCCUCCGGGCUCCCGGUCUGUGAACGCCACCCGCCCCGGGGCUGCCGCGGAGGCGACGGUGACCGGCGGCGGCGGCAGCUCCAACAGCAGCGGCGACGCCCUGGUGACCCGCCUCUCCAGCCUGCUCCGCGACCUGCCCACGCUGAAGGCGGCCGUGAUCGUGGCGUGCGCCUUCAGCGCCUUCCUCAUCGCCUGCCUGCUGCUGCGCGUCUUCAGGUCCGGGAAGAGGCUGAAGAAGACCCGAAAGUAUGACAUCAUCACCACUCCGGCCGAGCGCGUGGAAAUGGCCCCGCUGAACGAAGAGGAUGACGAGGAUGAAGACUCCACAGUAUUUGACAUCAAGUACAGGUAA
Messenger RNA from Pipistrellus nathusii (Nathusius's pipistrelle), 453 nucleotides. The record is from the annotation of a GenBank genome assembly. NCBI's taxonomy places the organism in Eukaryota, Metazoa, Chordata, Mammalia, Chiroptera, Vespertilionidae.